AUGUUUGGCCCAGCGAAGGGUGGCCAUUUUGGAGUCCACCCGGAGGCUGGUUACCCCGGCGGCUUUUCCCAACUUGCUGCCGGGACCAAAGCUGGCCCCGCCGGUGCCAGGCCUGUGGCCGGCCACAUUGACACAAUGUGGCGGCUCCGCUGCAAGGCCAAGGAUGGCACCCAUGUUUUGCAGGGCUUGUCCAACCGGACCCGGGUGCGAGAACUCCAGGGUCAAAUUGCCGCCAUCACCGGGAUCGCCCCCGGUGGUCAGCGAAUCCUGGUCGGAUACCCUCCAGAGUGUCUGGAUCUCAGCAACGGGGACACCAUUCUAGAGGACUUGCCAAUCCAGUCAGGCGACUUGCUGAUUGUUGAAGAAGACCAAACCAGGCUGAAAGCUUCCCCUGUGUCUGUAAAACCUGGUGCUCCUAGUUACUACAGGGACGCUUUGCCUGUGCUCACCAGGACUUCAGUUCCUGCAGACAACUCUUGCCUCUUUACCAGUGUAUACUACGUUGUGGAAGGGGGCGUCUUGAAUCCAGCCUGUGCCCCUGAGAUGAGACGCUUCAUAGCACAAAUUGUAGCCAGUGAUCCAGAGUUCUAUAGCGAGGCAAUCCUGGGGAAGACCAAUCAAGAGUACUGUGACUGGAUCCGAAGAGAUGACACGUGGGGAGGAGCUAUUGAGAUAUCCAUCUUGUCCAAGUUUUACCAGUGUGAAAUCUGUGUGGUUGAUACACAGACCGUGCGAAUUGAUCGUUUUGGGGAAGAUGCAGGGUAUACCAAAAGGGUCCUCCUUAUUUAUGAUGGCAUCCACUACGAUCCACUUCAGCGCAACUUCCCUGACCCAGAUACCCCACCUCUGACCAUUUUCUCUUCCAAUGAUGAUAUUGUUCUUGUACAAGCACUGGAGUUGGCAGAUGAAGCCAGAAAAAAGAGACAAUUUACUGAUGUCAACCGCUUCACCCUGAGAUGCAUGGUAUGUCAGAAGGGAUUAACUGGCCAAGCAGAAGCAAGGGAACAUGCCAAGGAGACAGGCCAUACCAACUUUGGAGAAGUGUGA
Messenger RNA from Elephantulus edwardii (Cape elephant shrew), 1047 nucleotides. RefSeq names its product YOD1 deubiquitinase (gene YOD1). Gene Ontology annotation, molecular function: cysteine-type deubiquitinase activity. The coding region runs from base 1 to 1047 and encodes 348 amino acids. Gene Ontology annotation, cellular component: nucleus; cytosol. The transcript has 2 exons. The record is from RefSeq and is a predicted model, not a curated record. Gene Ontology annotation, biological process: protein deubiquitination; endoplasmic reticulum unfolded protein response. Lineage: Eukaryota; Metazoa; Chordata; Mammalia; Macroscelidea; Macroscelididae.